Molecule: messenger RNA, 1735 nt
Organism: Durusdinium trenchii
Lineage: Eukaryota; Dinophyceae; Suessiales; Symbiodiniaceae
Source: the annotation of a GenBank genome assembly
CAAUGCUUUUUGGUCGGCAGCGCCUCCAUGUGAUGUUUUCACAUCCAAAGAAGUACACUUCGUUUGGACCAUCCGAGGUCCGAACACUUUUGGAUGUGGCAUUCGAUGAUCAUGACACGCCUCCUUUUUUCGCGGACCGGGCCGGCUGGCUUGAUGCUUACGAGUGAUGGACACAUCCGAUGUGCAUGACUCAAGAUGCGCAUGACUCGAGUGAGGGCAACAUGUCUUGCAGGCAGGAAGGCCCAGGUUGGAAGCUGCGCGCGGUGAAAGGAAAUCGAUCCGAACAUCCAAAGGCAGAAGAGAAGAACCAGUGCGCCAGUGCACUGCGCACCGCAUGGCAUUCAACAGCAUUUCAGCGUCCCGGAUGGCCACAGGUGAGCCUUGGUCGACUCUGUGCAACCGGAAGCAGCCGCCGGGCAUGCCGGCGGUCUCGGCGAAAGCUGCCAAGACCCGGCCCGUGUGCCACAGAUCGAAUCGCCCGCGCCGGAGGUUUGAGCGAUUUCGCUGCGGAAUUUGUGGCCACAGAGCCAGCGAUAUGGAACGGGCCUUGUGCAGCUAUUGGCCGUGGCUUCUUUACGUGCACCAUGUGCGAACAUAUAACUUAGACUUUAGACAGUAAGCAACCUUCGUAUAGUAGGUAGUCAAGUCUUGACCGAGUAAUUAAGACAAGGACGUCUUCCAGAGCAUGCAUGGGCCAAAUGUAUGGGCAUCACUUGUGGCAAGACUUCACUGAGUGCGGUUCUUCGUUCAAGCUUGCCGGCAGGCAUCAAGACAAGUCGACCGGUUGCAAGGCUAGAUCAGGUGGUACGAGUUUGGAACGUUUUGGAGCUCUGCUUUUGAACUUUAACUUCGUCCUUGACCGUCACAUGACCCUUGUGCCACUGGCUCGUAACCUUGGCCACUUCGCUCUGUGGAAUGCUGACAGCAGUUUGGACCAGUGAUUGUCCCGUCAUCAUUGGUCUACCAUUUGAGGCGCAAGAUGCAAGAUGAUGUUCGGCUAUAUGGCCGAGUUGUAGAUUGAUUUUCGAUGCGUUUCGAGUGCGUGGGUGGACUAAAACUGACCCUGUCCUAUAGCAAGAUUGGCGAGAUCCCUCUGAAGCUGAGGCUGACUCCGAACAACAGCCUGCGGCUCGAGUUUGUUUUGAGCAACGCCAAGUGUACACAUCGUGGUUUUACAAUCCAUGCCCUAUAUUUCCAAUUCGCCGAGACCUGAGGAUGUGUAUCAAAAAGGAAGAUGAGGGAAGGAUGGAGCGGCCACGGGCUAUAUGGCUGAGCAAGGUCUUGGUAGACGGCACCCCGAUGGCCAACAAGCCUCACUCCUUAGUGAAAGACAUGCCUUCAACUGGCCCGGCUGACGCGCGAGAGAAGCUUCCAGUCAGCUUUGGCUUUGCGGAAUCCGCUGCUGGCCGGAGUGAGGAACCUUUGACAAUUCAUGUGCUUCAGGGAGUUUGAAAGAACGACUCGAAGAGAAGUCGCUCCUGCUAGUGGCUUACCGAGAUAGAGUUGUACAGUUCCUUCAUGCCACACCAUAUUCAUGCAAUACAGCAUUGACCUUUUGUAGCUUGGAUUGAGGGAAGCGCUCAGAUUGCCUUUGAUAAGGUUUUAAAAUCAUCAGUAUGCAAGAAGGCAAAAAUGUUCCCGAUAGAUAGGCUUCCAGCUCCAAGACAAGCGCACCUCGUGACAGCAAAGAGUUUGUUGAAGCAUGGACCGGCAGUAGCUUUGCUUUCCAUCACUU